UAUAUUGAAUGAAAAUAUCGAUAUAUACCGAUAUAUUGAAACAAAUAUAUCGAUUAUAAUAUAUCGAUAUAUUUUUAAAAAAUAUCGAUAUAUAAAAAUAAUCGAUAUAUCGUUGCCAUCCCUAAUUAUAUCACUGGUUGUCAGCUGUCACUGUGGCGGCAUGUAAACAUUUGUUGUGCUUUCCCAGAUUUUAGAAGAAUUUGAAAGCGCCGAAAUUUGGGAAACAAGCAGAAGCAACGUGAGAUCUCUGUUAUAUUUCCUUCUCUAAUAACAAUCUUCCAGUAUUUGUAAAUAUAAAAAUAUUCAUCAUGGAUGGAGAAAAGCCACGUGUUAUCCUGAAUGAAUUCAAAAUUACGAAGAACUUACCUUCAUCCUUCACAGAUGCCUUCGAUAUGAAGAAAUUCAAAAAACUGUUCAAAGUUGUCAUAGUCAGAAGAGAAGCUGAGAACUAUGAAAUAGAGUUUGAUCUCAUUGGAAUCCAUCCAGCAUUAGCAAAUACAUUUCGAAGACUCAUGCUCAGUGAUGUGCCAAGUAUGGCAAUUGAAAAGGUUCAUAUGCACAAUAAUACCUCCAUUAUACAAGAUGAGGUGUUAGCUCAUAGGCUGGGAUUGAUACCUUUGAAAGCAGAUCCUCGCUUGUUCAAUUUCAAAGUGCCAGGUAAAAAAGAAGGUACAGAACAUGAUACAUUAGAAUUCGAGUUAAAAAUAAAAUCCAGCUAUAACAAGGAGGCAAACAAAAAAGACUCCUCAAGGGCAGAAGAUAUAUACAAAAAUAAUAAGGUUUUUUCAAAACAUAUUAAAUGGAUACCAAUAGGAAAUCAAAAGGAGGCAUUCAAAGACAAGGAUGUUGGACCCAUACAUGAUGAUAUACUUAUUGCAAAAAUGAGGCCUGGCCAUGAACUUGACUUGAAGUUGAUAGCCAUCAAGGGAGUAGGAAAAGAUCAUGCAAAAUUUUCACCUGUCUGUACGGCUUUUUACAGGCUUCACCCCCACAUCAAGUUGUUGAGAGAAGUUGAAGGUGAAGCAGCCUAUAGGUUACAGAAGUGUUUUUCAGCUGGUGUGAUCGAUGUAAAGGAGGAGCCGAAUGGUCGAAAAGUAGCAGUUUUGAGGAGCGCAAGAUAUGAUACUGGCAGUAGAAAUGUAUUUAGAUAUGAUGAUUUGAAGGAUGCUGUCAUCAUGUCAAGGAUACAGGAUCAUUUUAUAUUUACAGUAGAAUCUGUUGGAGCGUUGCAACCAGAUGAAAUAUUUAUUGAAGCUGUCACGAUACUAAAAAAUAAGUGCAGAUCCAUGUUAGAUGAAUUAAGCACAUUAUAGCUUAUGAAUAAAUAAUAAAAUCGUGGUAAUACUA
Molecule: messenger RNA, 1347 nt
Organism: Acanthoscelides obtectus
Lineage: Eukaryota; Metazoa; Arthropoda; Insecta; Coleoptera; Chrysomelidae
Source: the annotation of a GenBank genome assembly